CCCACGGACAUUCAUUCAAACCGCAUCUCCACCGCCUCCAGCUGCAGUCAAUUGAAUCACUUGUAUUCAUUUGUCUUUUAUUAUAAGAAAGCAGCGCUCAAGCUUCUGCGCUCCUGGACCGGAGAUCUGGAGAUGAAGACAGACUUUACGCUUUUCUGUCGGACUUUGACUGGAAUAGCAUAUGCCGCAGGUCUGGUGAUUGGCUUUUCUAUGACUCCGCCCACCCUCGACGGCUCCGAAGAAGACCUGGUGAUUCCAGUCAGAGAGACGCUCAGCAUUACAUGCAGGGGACAGCACACCCUGGCCUGGGCCUGGCCCAAUCCAGCCCUGGCGGGACAGGAGCUGAGCGGGCGUCAGGCCCAGCUGGCGACCACCAGGGCCCCCGGUCAGAGGGUCGCCUCGGUCAGCGAGUGUCCGGGGCAGCGGGGGAGGCCGUACUGCAAGAGGCUGGUCCUGAGCGGCGCCAGGGCCGAUGACACGGGCUCCUUUCGCUGCUACUACAAAGAUGUCAAGGACAUCAUUGUCGGCACCACUGCCGUCAGCGUCUAUGUGUUCGUCAGGGACCCCGAGCAGCCCUUCCUCAAGCCACCCAGCCACAACCCCGCCGCCAAACUGAUGGCCGAGACCAUUCUAAUCACCCGCUUCUCCACCCACGUGGUGGUGCCGUGCCUGGUCACCGUGCCGGAUCUGAACGUUACCCUCCACGCGUACCCCAUGCCUUUGGAGAAGGGAGCGGCAACAUGGGACAACAAGAGAGGCUGGUCCAUUCCCAGACACAUCGUGGACAACGCGCCGAUGAUCAUUGGCUUUUUGUGUGGCGCCACACUGGAAGGCAAAGAGUAUCAAUCUACCACCUACGUGAUCCACAUGACGGGAAGCCUGAUUUACAAUGUCACGCUGUUUCCGGAGAACACAGUCGAGCUGAUAGUGGGGGAGGCCCUCGCCCUGAACUGCACAGCGAUGGUGGAGUUCAACGCCGGAGUGGACAUGCAGUGGUCUUACCCUCGCAAACAGACAAACGGCUUGGAGGACACUAAGCCCUACCGCGAAGCUCUGUCUCACGCCACGCAAGCUGUCAGCAUCCUGACCAUCCACAGCGUCGACGUCACCGACACCGGCCUGUACAGCUGCCGUGUCACCACCACGGACAAGACAAGAAGCCAACAGACCCAGGUCAAAGUUUAUGAAAAGCCGUUCAUCAACCUCAACUACAGAAAUGGACCAGUGGUGGAGUCCACCGCCGGCCAGAAGUUGUUCAAAUUACAAGUUAAUGUGUCUGCCUUCCCCACACCUAAAACACAAUGGUAUAAAGAUGGAAAGCCGAUAAACCAUCUCAAAGAUUUCAGGAUGAAAAAGGUGAUGCACCCCGAUCAUGCUUUGGAGAUUAAGGACGUCUGCCAGAAGGAUUCUGGUCUGUACACGGUGGUGGCGAGGAACAAUGCUGCUGGACUGGAGAGGAGACUCAACGUCACGCUUGUUGUCAACGUCCCCCCACAGAUCCACGAGAAAGAAGUGGCGGAUCCGUCCAGUCCUUACCCCAGUGACAGCAGCCAGACGCUGACCUGCACCGCCUACGGCUUCCCGGCUCCCAGCGUCAGCUGGCAGUGGAGGGCCUGGGGCCCGUGUGCCCUCAACAGCACUCGGAGCAGAGCGAUCGGACGAGACAGGAGGGGCCGCAGCGGCAGCAUCGCAGACUGCCAGAACUGGCAGGAAAUUCAGUUGGAAAACGCCACAAAUGAAAUCGAGUCCAUUGACACUUCGGUCGAAGUGGUGGAUGGCCAACAAAAGAUAGUGAGCAGGCUUCAGAUCGCCAACGCCAGUGUCUCCGUCAUGUACAAGUGUUCUGCUGAAAACAAAGUCGGCAAAGAUGAGCGGCUCAUCUACUUCUAUGUCACUACCAUCCCCGAGGGGUUCAGUGUGGACGUGCAGCCCUCGGAUAAUCCCCUGGAGGAGGAGAAAGUGUCCCUGUGCUGCAGCGCCGACAACUACACCUACGAGCGGCUGCAGUGGUACCGCCUGGACCCCCAGGCCUUGCAGGACGAGCAGGGCAAGCACCAGGAGCUGGACUGCAGGAGCGUGCACCUCUACGCGUACGCCCUCACCGGCCGGCUCUCCUUCCAGGACUUGUCCAACAGCUGGGUGCUGGACUUCACCGUCCCCUCCGUGCAGCUGCAGGAUGAAGGUCACUAUGUGUGCGCGGCUCAGAGCAGGCGCAGCGGGGAGAAACAGUGCCUGUUCAGGUACAUCUCUGUGAAAGCCCCGGAGGCGCCGCGGUACAAGCUCAGCCUCACCAACCAGACGGUGAAUGUUACCGAGUCUCUGCGGAUGGAGUGCGACGCGGAGGGCAGACCCUUACCCCGCCUCUCCUGGUUCAAAGACCACCAGCCUCUCCACCAAAUGUCAGGCAUCCAGCUGCAAGACUCCAACCGCACGCUAAGUAUCCAGCGGGUUACAGAGGAGGAUGCCGGUCUUUACACCUGCACCGCCUGCAACCAGCGCGGCUGUGUCCACUCCUCAGCGGCCGUCCAGGUCAUCGGUUCCAGCGACAAGGCCAGUGUGGAGAUUGUAAUCCUCAUCGGGACGGGAGUCAUCGCGGUUUUCUUCUGGGGAUUGCUCAUCCUAAUCUUCUGCAACGCAAAGCGGGUUAACCCGGCUGACAUAAAGACGGGCUACCUGUCAAUCAUUAUGGACCCGGGGGAGGUGCCUCUGGAUGAGCAGUGUGAAUACCUGCCCUACGACUCCUCACAGUGGGAGAUCUCCAGAGACAAACUCCGACUAGGAAAGGUUUUAGGCCACGGUGCCUUUGGAAAAGUCAUCGAAGCAUCAAUCUACAGCAUCAGCAAGAACAACAGUCUGGACACAGUGGCUGUUAAGAUGCUAAAGGAUGGAGCCACAGCCAGUGAGCACAAGGCCUUGAUGUCAGAGUUAAAGAUACUGAUUCACAUUGGAAACCAUCUGAAUGUAGUGAACCUGUUGGGAGCCUGCACCAAACCAAAUGGUCCACUGAUGGUGAUAGUGGAAUACUGCAAGUAUGGGAACCUAUCCAACUUCCUACGAGCAAAGAGAGAGUUCUUCCUCCCAUACCGGGAUCGUUCCCCUAAAACCCAGAGCCAGGUGAGACGGAUGAUCGAGGCGGGUAGAAUAGACCAGAAAGCCUCCCACCCGCCCCCCCCGCGCUCCUCGCCACUCAUCACUCCCCAGACUCAGUCGUCCACCUCCACCAAUGAGAAUCCUGCAGGGGAGAAAACGGAGGACCUGUGGAAAACUCCCCUGACGAUAGAAGAUCUGAUCUGCUACAGUUUCCAGGUGGCCCGUGGGAUGGAGUUCCUGGCCUCCAGAAAGUGUAUCCAUAGAGACCUGGCAGCCCGCAACAUUCUCCUGUCGGAGAGCAACAUCGUGAAGAUCUGUGACUUCGGCCUGGCCAGAGACAUAUACAAAGACCCCGACUACGUCAGGAAAGGCAACGCUCGCCUCCCUUUAAAGUGGAUGGCUCCGGAGAGCAUCUUUGACAAAGUGUACACCAGCCAGAGUGACGUGUGGUCUUUCGGGGUCCUCCUCUGGGAAAUCUUCUCACUGGGUGCCUCUCCGUACCCGGGAGUGCAAAUCGACGAAGACUUUUGCAAGCGAUUGAAAGAUGGCGUGCGCAUGAGGUCACCGGAGACCGCCUCCCCCGAAAUAUACGGCAUCAUGCUGGCCUGCUGGCACGGUGAACCCAAACAAAGGCCGCCCUUCCCGGCCCUGGUGCAGAUCCUGGGAGACCUGCUGCAGGACAACAGCCUACCCGAUGGGAAGGACUACGGAGCUUUGGACCGCUCACAGAGCUCGGAGGACGACGGCUUCUCGCAGGCGUCAUCGCGCCCUCCGUCGGAGGAGGAGCUGAGGCCGGCCUGCAGCGCCCUACCCGCCAGGUAUUAUAACUGCGUGCCCUUUGCCGGCUGUGUGUUCGUGGGACCCUCUAAAACGUGCCAUCCCACAGUCAAGACGUUUGACGAGUUUCCACUCGCGAUGCAGCCGCAGAAAGCUCCUCAAGAUAACCAGACGGACAGCGGGAUGGUUCUGUCUUCUGAAGAAUUUGAAAGAAUCGAACACAAGCACAGAGGCGCCAACUCCAAAAGUCGCAUGGGCAGCAGCAGCAGCAGCACAGAGCCGCUGACCCCCUCCCACGGGUCCCUGGGUCGAAGCAGCUGCAGGCACCACCCGCACUUCUUCAGCCAGCUCUCGGGACAGACCUUCUACAACAACGAGUACGGACACCUGUCCGAGGAGGGCUUCUGCGACUUCUUCUCCUCGCCUGAAGCUCCCUGCCUGGCCUCCUCCAACGUGUGAUCCAACCCACAGAUGCAGCUUUUGGGGGGUUAAAAGGGUGGGACUCCUGAGGUCAAGGGACGCGUGUGGGUUUUAAUAACAUCUCAGUGACAUGUAACUCGUCAUUUAUAAAUGAAAAUCAGGUUAUGGAGCCUCGUGAUCAUCUCUUCCCUCUGGAGGCUGCCUGUAUAAACAGACUUGAGCUAUGAGCCUGAAGGUCUUCUAACCAGCCACUGGGUGGCAGCAUUACGACAAAAACAAAACCCAAAAGUAUUUUGUAUUCACGCAUUUAUAAAUUGUACUUUUUAUAUACAGAGUAGUCUUUCAUUCAUUUGUACAAAUCAUGGCUAAGAAGGGAAGAAAUAAAAGGAGUGUACCUUGUCA
Pungitius pungitius (ninespine stickleback) is the source of this 4689-nucleotide messenger RNA. It is a transcript of the gene flt4, whose product is annotated as fms related receptor tyrosine kinase 4. Gene Ontology annotation, cellular component: signaling receptor complex; plasma membrane. The transcript is spliced from 30 exons. Gene Ontology annotation, biological process: positive regulation of cell migration; regulation of MAPK cascade; angiogenesis. Bases 133 to 4326 code for a protein of 1397 amino acids. NCBI's taxonomy places the organism in Eukaryota, Metazoa, Chordata, Actinopteri, Perciformes, Gasterosteidae. The record is from RefSeq and is a predicted model, not a curated record. Gene Ontology annotation, molecular function: growth factor binding; ATP binding; transmembrane receptor protein tyrosine kinase activity.